AUGGGACCAUCUGAAAGACCCUGCACUGUCUGGAUGCACAAGGAGGCAGAGAUGAGAAUUUGUCCCCAGCAGGAUGAGAAGACUAGGGGGUGGAGGCAGGGAGAUAGAAGCACUGCCCCUUCCCCCCUCUCCCCAGUCCUGUCCUUCCUUCUCCUUCUGCCACUGGCCAGCGCCCUACAGCCCACUGCACUGCCCUUUCCAGAGCUGAGGCUGGUGGGGGGCCCAAGCCGCUGCCGAGGGCGCCUGGAGGUCCUGCAUGGAGGCUCCUGGGGCAGCGUCUGCGAUGAUGACUGGGACGUGGUAGAUGCAAAUGUGGUGUGUCGUCAGCUGGGCUGCGGUCUGGCACUGCCCGUGCCACAGCCCCUCGCCUUUGGCCAGGGCCGAGGCCCCAUCCUACUGGACAACGUGGAGUGCCGUGGGCAGGAAGCUGCACUAAGCGAGUGUGGCAGCCGGGGCUGGGGUGUCCACAAUUGCUUUCACUACGAGGAUGUGGCCGUCCUGUGCGAUGAAUUCUUGCCCACACGGCCCCCGACUAGGAAGGUUUUAACCAGCAGAACGCCCCCUAUGACUCCUCAGAAUGUGAAAGGUGAGGGCAGCGUGCGCCUGGUGGGGGGCGCGAACCCAUGUCAGGGCCGUGUGGAGAUCUUGCACGGCAGCCUGUGGGGCACCGUUUGCGACGACGACUGGGGGCUGCCGGAUGCCGCAGUGGUCUGCCGUCAGCUGGGCUGCGGAGCGGCCUUGGCCGCUACUACCAACGCGUUCUUCGGCUUUGGCACCGGGCACAUCCUGUUGGACAACGUGCACUGCGAGGGCAGCGAGCCCCACCUGGCAGCCUGCCUGAGCCUGGGAUGGGGUGUGCACAACUGCGGCCACCACGAGGACGCAGGCGUGCUCUGCGCAGCCCUGGGUCCCCCAACUCUCACAGCACUGCCACCCUCAGCCACAAGAGAGGACUGGGCCUGGCACUCAGAGCCAGCAGCUACAAGAGUUGGCGCCCACCCUUCCCGGGAGACUGCAGUGCUCACCACAGUCACCUGGGCGGCGGGAAAGAAAAGUGGGCGGCUGCGGCUGGUGGGCGGCCCGGGUCCAUGCCGUGGCCGCGUGGAGGUACUGCACGCCGGGGGCUGGGGCACCGUGUGCGACGAUGACUGGGACUUCGCGGACGCGCGCGUGGCGUGCCGCGAAGCGGGUUGUGGGCCCGCGCUCGGCGCCACGGGCCUCGGCCACUUCGGCUAUGGUCGCGGCCCUGUGCUUCUGGACAACGUGGGCUGUGCUGGUACCGAGGCCCGCCUCAGCGACUGCUUCCACCUGGGCUGGGGCCAGCACAACUGCGGCCACCACGAGGACGCGGGCGCGCUCUGCGCAGGCCCAGAAGAGCUGGGACUGCAAGCCCAGCAAGAUGGUUCUGAGACCACCCGAGUGUCCACUCCUCGGCCCAGGGAUGGGCACCUACGCCUGGCAAAUGGAGCCCAUCGAUGUGAGGGUCGUGUAGAGCUCUUCUUAGGGCAACGAUGGGGCACUGUCUGCGAUGAUGCUUGGGAUCUGCGGGCAGCUGGUGUCCUGUGCAAACAGCUGGGCUGUGGCCGGGCCCUGGCAGCCCCUGGCGAGGCCCACUUUGGCCCAGGCCAAGGUCCUAUCCUUCUGGACAACGUUAAGUGCCGUGGUGACGAGAGUACUUUAUUGCUCUGCUCUCAUAUUCGCUGGGAUGCCCACAACUGUGACCACAGCGAAGAUGCCAGUGUCCUGUGCCGGCCAUCAUGACCCAGCCUACUGUGCAGACCACUUCUUUUUUGGGAGCCUACUGUGACCUGCUCUUCCUCCUGGUGUGACUACUGCAGCUCACUUUGCCCCUCCCUCCCCUUGCCUGGGAGAGAGCCUGCCCAGUGUAGUCCUGUGUGGGAUAGCCUGGCUGUAUCCCCUUCGACCUAUUGUGUGACCUCAGCCUGUCAUCAGCUAUCCUGGGCCCAAUUCAAUGAAAGCUCCCAUGUUUUACUACACCAAAACAACAAUGCGGGGAAGGAAAAAUGACUUGUAACUCUUCUCUUUGUUGGGGGCUCCUGUUACAGCAGCCCUGACACUGCCUUCCUUGACCCAGUCCCAGGAGGCUCAGGGGCUCUUUGUAAAUGGAGUAUCUCCCUUGCCCUAGCUCAUCUUGGGAUCCCCAAGAAAGAAGGCAGGAGGGGAUUACAACUUUUACCUUAGGCUCCCAGGAGCUGCAGAAAAACCUAGGUCAUUUCCUUGCCUUGCUCCAAGAAGGCCUGGUCUCAGAUGGUGCUCGGCUGGACAAGGGGACUGGAGGGGCCAA
Messenger RNA from Otolemur garnettii (small-eared galago), 2305 nucleotides. RefSeq names its product scavenger receptor cysteine rich family member with 4 domains (gene SSC4D). Bases 1 to 1761 code for a protein of 586 amino acids. The record is from RefSeq and is a predicted model, not a curated record. Gene Ontology annotation, cellular component: membrane. Lineage: Eukaryota; Metazoa; Chordata; Mammalia; Primates; Galagidae. The transcript has 10 exons.